AUGUCAGAACAAAAUGCAGCACCUGCCGGAGACGACAACAAGAAGUCAGAUAGUGAACACAUCAAUCUCAAGGUGGUCGGAAAUGAUCAUAAUGAAGUGUUUUUCAAAAUCAAAAGGACAACCCAACUAAAGAAGCUUAUGGAUGCCUACUGCGAAAGACAGGGAAAAUCCAUAAACUCGGUCCGAUUUCUUUACGAUGGCGAACGUGUUCAACCUCACAACACACCUAAUGAGCUGGAAAUGGAAGACGGCGAUGCAAUUGAUGUUAUGGUCGAACAAAUAGGUGGAUAUUCGCCCAAGUGA
Molecule: messenger RNA, 303 nt
Organism: Acaulospora morrowiae
Lineage: Eukaryota; Fungi; Glomeromycota; Glomeromycetes; Diversisporales; Acaulosporaceae
Source: the annotation of a GenBank genome assembly